AUGUCCACGGAAGUUAUCGAGUUUUUUAAAAAACUUUUAGGCUCCCGUUAUCCUAAUGUUAAAGGUUGCUCUUCUAAAAUGCUUAAAGACUUGAUGCACUCUAUUCCUUCCAUUGAAGAAUCUGAAGCUCUUGUUAAGGAAGUCACCAGCGAAGAGAUCAAAGAUGUUUUAUUCAGUCAGGGUAAUGAUAAGGCUCCUGGUCCAGACGGUUUUACUUCUUUCUUCUUCAAGAAAGCCUGGCCAGUAGUCGCUCUGGAAUUACCUCCCAAAUUCACUGAAUGGAUUGUUUCCUGCUACUCUGAUGCAAGAUUUUCCGUUGCUUUUAAUGGCAGUUUGAUUGGUUACUUCAAGGGUGCCAAGGGAAUUAGGCAAGGGGAUCCACUUUCCCCUAUUUUAUUUGUCCUGGUCAUGAACGUCCUUUCCAAUAUUCUCAACAAUAUUGCUUCUAAAAGGAUUUUUGCUUUCCACCCUAAAUGUAAGAAUAUUGGACUUACCCACCUGUCAUUUGCGGAUGAUUUAUUAAUUUUCUGCAAAGGAAACAUUGAGUCUGUUUUGGGUAUCAUCACUGUCUUGGAUUGUUUUUAUGAAUUUUCUGGACUGAAGCUAAACGCAGGUAAAUGUGAGGUUUUCACUGCUGGAAUUCCUGCUCAAAGACUUGAUUCUAUUAUCUCAUCUUCUGGUUUUAAACAUGGUAAUUUACUUGUUAGAUAUAUUGGGGUACCGCUUGUCACCAUAAAGUUAGCCGAUAAAGAUUGUCAUGCUCUCCUAGGCAACAUAAAGAACAGACUCCAUCAAUGGUCUAGGAAGACAAUGAGCUAUGCACGCUCGGAUAUUCCUACUAAAGGAGCAAGGGUGAGUUUGGGUAACAUUUGUAAAUCGAAAUCAGAGGGGGGUCUGGGAUUGAAAGACAUUAAGUCCUGGAAUAAUGCCUGCCUAAUUCAUCUAACCAGGAAAUUACUUGCGGGGGAAGGCUCUUUAUGGGUGGCUUGGAUUCAUAGCUACAUAAUCAAGCAACAAGACUACUGGACCAUGGAUGAUUCAACGAGAUUCAGCUGGAGCUUCAGGCGUUUACUGAAAUUAAGAAGUAUUGCUCAACCAGUCCUUGCAACAGCUGCAAAAAGCACGAAAGAAAUAUAG
Molecule: messenger RNA, 1137 nt
Organism: Hibiscus syriacus
Lineage: Eukaryota; Viridiplantae; Streptophyta; Magnoliopsida; Malvales; Malvaceae
Exons: 3
Coding region: 1-1137 (378 amino acids)
Source: RefSeq, a predicted model, not a curated record